UUUUCCUGCAGGAGUGGUGCCACUUUCCUAUGUAGCUACAUCCCGCGCUGUGCUAGAAUGAACCCCGGAUGCCCAUCCAAGCCAACUAGUGCAUAUAAAGAUAUUCGCCGUCCCCGGCCUCGUGAGUACAUCUAGGUGUCUGAGAAAAAACGCAAGGUCUCCCGGUUCUGGAUCACGGGCUGGUCCUCCAUCAACGCAAUACAUAGAUGAACAUUUCAUGGCUCGCCCUCUUGGCUCUGGUCCCGGCCGGCAUCCUUGGCCUCAUGACGCCCGGCGGCCUCGCCCGCCGCGCCGUGGACUGGAGCCAAUGGAAGCCCGGCGUGAGCUUCCAGAUCGUCCUUCACCACCCUAUCACGGCCGAGUCGGUAGCAGACGUUGUCCCCGCCGAGGCCACAGUCUGGGACAUUGACCUGCAACACGCAGCGGACUACGGCAACAUCAUUCCCGCCCUCAAGUCAGCCGGCAAGAUAGUAAUCUGCUAUUUCAACGGCGGCGCCGUCCAAGACUGGGACGAAGACCUCGACGCAUUCCCCGCCGACGUCAUCGGCUCGUCCCUCAACCCGCCUUAUACAGACGAGCGCUACCUCGACAUCCGGGACGCCCGCGUCGUGGAUCUCAUGAAGCAACGCCUUGAGCGGGCUGCCGACAUUGGCUGCGACGGCGUGGACCCGGACAACAUUGACGCCUGGGCAGAGGACGGUGAUGACCCGACUGGCUUCGGCCUCGCGCCCUCGGACUACGCGACCUACAUAAUCUCACUCGCCGCCCACGCACACACGCUCACAACGGCUUCCUCCCGGCCCCUUCUCCUGGGCCAGAAGAAUGCGCCUGCGAUUGCGCCCGAACUUUCCUCCGUCGUCGACUUCGCCGUACUAGAGACGUGCCUCGGCACCCGGACCACGGACGAAGUGGAGCCCUUUUGCGCGGACUUCCGGCCAUACGUUGAGGCCGGGAAGCCGGUCUUCCAGAUCGAGUACCCGACGAGCGUCCGGGACGACGCAGAGAUCGACCAGGAGGACUACAGCUAUUUCUGCGUGAACAAGAACGGUAACGAGGGGUUCAGCGAGGUAUUGAAGCACGCGAGCGAGCAGAUCGAUGGAUGGGGUCAGUUCUGUGGACUGGGCAUGACCGGGGGCAUAUUCGAAACGCCAACCGUUGACGAAGAUGAGGAAUGAAUGAGUGGGCGAGGCUCGCGAAGUCAACAAUUGGUUGUUGGAGCAAUCAGGGGUCGCCAAAUUGACGUCUAAAAGGAGCUUCUUCUGAAGCGCAAAAGGAUGGGGGGUAAUUAAAGUUCCUGUAUUUUACUAUUCCCAUGACACAGUGCAUA
Messenger RNA from Colletotrichum navitas, 1327 nucleotides. Its product is annotated as endo alpha-1,4 polygalactosaminidase precursor. The record is from RefSeq and is a predicted model, not a curated record. Bases 207 to 1175 code for a protein of 322 amino acids. NCBI's taxonomy places the organism in Eukaryota, Fungi, Ascomycota, Sordariomycetes, Glomerellales, Glomerellaceae. The transcript has 3 exons.